Molecule: messenger RNA, 2234 nt
Organism: Triticum aestivum (bread wheat)
Lineage: Eukaryota; Viridiplantae; Streptophyta; Magnoliopsida; Poales; Poaceae
Product: F-box/FBD/LRR-repeat protein At1g13570
Exons: 6
Coding region: 290-1810 (506 amino acids)
Molecular function (GO): protein binding
Source: RefSeq, a predicted model, not a curated record
AGAACUCAACACAACACCCGCUCUGCUCUGCUUUCCUUCCUCCUCCGGAUCCCAGGGUGUGGCGGCCGGCGAGCGGUUGCCGCGGCGGUCUCCCAGGGUUUAGGGCGCGUGUCUCCCUCCCCUCCGGGACAUUCUGUCGCCGCUGCCCUUCCGCUCGGCUAGUACCUGCGACGGCGACUCCGUUCUUCGGCGAGAUCCACAGGGUAUUUAGAUGGCCUAGCAUGAUACGUAUUUGUCUAGUACCUCCGGGCAGAUCAACCCACCGGGAAUUCUGCUCCCCUGCUCUCUGAUGGACAAGCCAAACAGUCAAGAAUGUGCUGUAAGAAACAAAAACGAUGCUUCCAGUUCCAAGAGGAUUGUGGGAUCGAAGGUGGCCAUGGAGCUUCACCUUCUAUCCACUGACAUCUUGCGCUACAUCUUCUCACGGCUAUCGCUCAAACAGGCCGUGAGGAUGAGUGUACUAUCUCGUGAGUGGAGGCGGCUAGGGAUAUGCCACCCGGACCUGGUGUUCACCGAAAACACCUUAUUUGGCAGCGAUACAACCACAAGUACUGACCAGGAAUCCAUGACAGCUGAAUUCAUCACUAGAGUGGACAAUGUGUUGCACCCGCUGUGGUCUACUUCCACCAUGACAACUACUACGGUCGAUAGGUUUGUUAUCAAAUUUGGUCUCGGCAGACAUCAAAUGCAUCACAUUGAUAGAUGGAUUAACUUCUGCACCGCGUCGAUGGCCAAGCACAUUGGCCUUGAUCUCAGGGGACGGAACGGCUUUGAACAUCCCGAGUACAUUGUCCCGCUGUGCAAACUCAGUGGCCAAAAUGGCUCUUGUGUCAAGUCUCUUCAUAUGGCUGAUGUCUGUUUAAAGCCGCCCCCUAGAUUCUGUGGUAUAACAAACCUGAAGAAACUGAGCCUACAUAGGGUGUCCAUGGAUGCAGGCGACCUCCAAUGUUUGUUGCUAAGUUGUGCUCGUCUCGAGAGUUUAAGCUUGGAUUUCUGCCCCUUGUUAAGUUUUACUAUGCAUCAGCAGCUUUGCCGGUUGAAGUACCUGAGUGUGCGCGAGUGUGCGGUGGGAAUGAUACAGUUGCAGGCUCCAAACCUGACCACAUUUGAGUUCGAUGACUGUCUAACACAAAUUGUUCUCAAUGAAUCUUCAAAGUUGUCAGAAGCAACCUUUGUGUUCAAGAGCAGUUCAUACAACUGGUGUGUGGAUGCCUUCGACUAUAUCUUGACUGAGCUCCCAACUUCUAUUCCUUAUGUGCAUAAACUUCUGCUACAUUUGGUUAUUGGAUAUCAGGUGCAAAAUUUCAGUAAAAGCAACACCACUUUCAUCAAUCUGUGGCAUCUAAACCUGAAUAUCGAUAUCACAUACAAUCAACUCGAUGCUGACUGGGUUACGGGUUUGGUUUAUCUCUUGGAGUUAGCACCUCUCUUAGAAGAACUGGAACUGCAUAUUGAGUGUGAUAGAUCUAGUGAUGCUGUUCCUGCAAGGAUAGUGAAGGCAGCUCCAGGGCCUCUGCAUCGUCACCUCAGGAGUGCCCACAUUACUGGAUUUUGUGAUCUAAUGGGGAUAGCCGAGCUGGCGCUCUACAUCCUUGGGAAUGCUACUGUGCUCGAGCGUAUGGUAGUUGAUCCAGUGGUACGGAUGGACUAUGGGUACCCAUAUACAGGUCAAUUUUAUUCGGUCAGCAAGGCCCGUAGCAGCCUGGAGGCCGCUAGACCUAGUUUUACUGAGCAGGAGCUACACGACAGGGAGUUUGCGAGGAAACACCUUGACAGAGAGGAGUUUCGUCACAUCCUCACCAUUUUAUGAAUAACAAUGCCAGGGAUUGAUAUACCUUACCUAUGUGAGCGGAUAUUCACAGAUCAGCGUGGUGAAAAUCGACCCGGAAUUCCUUUUUCAUUCUGUUACGAAGCUCUGUGAAGCAUUUUACGGAUCAGUCUGAAGGGCGCCAUGUACAAGGUGAAGUACUAGGGACAGGUAGUGUGUGCGCGCGCUGAAAUUCAGUCGUGUCUAUGUUCUGUGCAAUCUGGUUUAUGCUUUAUUAUAUGAUCACUCUCCAGGCUUGUCCUUGGUAGCACGGAUAGAAGCAGGUGCUACUGAACUUAUAUAGAGUACUCUUUUGUAAAGGAAAUCAGGGAAUCAUUAUCUCUUUCAUCUUAUUGCAUUUGUGUACGAUGCGAUAAAGAACAGUACAUUUCCUUCAUGCCAUUUUCUUGACUCGGUUGUAUCAGGG